Messenger RNA from Amorphotheca resinae ATCC 22711, 2864 nucleotides. RefSeq lists its product as hypothetical. Lineage: Eukaryota; Fungi; Ascomycota; Leotiomycetes; Helotiales; Amorphothecaceae. The transcript has 2 exons. The record is from RefSeq and is a predicted model, not a curated record. Gene Ontology annotation, molecular function: mRNA binding. Gene Ontology annotation, biological process: mRNA processing. The coding region runs from base 269 to 2422 and encodes 717 amino acids. Gene Ontology annotation, cellular component: exon-exon junction complex.
CAGCCUCUAUGAUCCAUCCCCAAAACACCACUUCUAUACCUUCUCCUUCUUCAACUUGCUCAUCGGCGUGCAGGUAUCGCCCUUUCAUACUGCUCGACCUCGAUACCUACAGCGUCAGCCUCUUAUAACUUUUAUUGCCGCAGGCGGUACAUAUCCGUUCAGAUUGCCACUGCAUGAUCUGUCACGAAAUACUGCCCCUUCCGUCCUCACCCAACCUCGCCCGUCAGCCCGUCGCAUCUCUUGACAACCGCCCGUACAGCUUCUCGAUAUGGCACCCCGUCACCGGAAGGACUUAGCGGCGAGCCGAAGACGGGUUGCGGACGAAGGUGACGAGGAAGGGGGUUUGGAUGCCGGGGACCUGGACGAUGAUUCAUUCAGUGAGGGGUCGAUUGUAAGUGAGGAGGAUGAGGUACAUGAGGAUGAGGAGGUGAGCACCGCUGAGGUGGCGUCUGCUACCUCUCCGGAGCUGCCAAGGGUCAAUGGAAAAGCCAAACGGCCAUCCCAGGACGAGAAGGCGAAGUCAAGCAAUAGCCCCAAGAAGCCGGUUACAAACGGAGCUAGUGAUAUGGAAAUGAUGCUCAAUGGUCUCAAGAUAUCUGAUAAGAACGUCUCUGCGGAGGAAGUGCAUUAUGACGAUCUCCGGGAGGACGCGGACCUGCAAGAACCUUCCCCGGCUGUUGUCGAUUCAACAGCUCAGAUGGACCGGCCGCAGGAGGCGCCCUACGAACGUCGGCGCAGGGAGCACGAGGAAUACAAGAAGAAGAGGGAUGCGGAUCCAGCUUUUGUACCAAACAGAGGAGCUUUUUUUAUGCAUGAUCAUCGCCAUGCUGGUCCUGCUGCCAACGGAUUCCGGCCAUUUGGGAGAGGUAGAGGGAGAGGCAAGUCGGGCAUUGGAGGUCCCUAUGCACCCAUGAAUCAAAUGCCCCAGCCAUUCGAACCUACCGAUGCUCCUUGGGCCCACGACAUGCACGAGGUGAUAACUCAACCUAGCCCUCGACCACAGCCAACAGGCUAUAUAAAUGGCACGGCUGCUGCACGCAUACCUGUGAAGGCAUCGGCAGCUACACCUCCAAAUCGAGCUCUCUCAACCACGAGGCACAUUGGCAAUGUUCAGAUCCGGGUUUUCUUCCCGACAAUGGAGAAGCCUUCUGUAUUCCCGGGCGUUCCAGUCAAGCAAUACACGCGCCUUCCAGACCACCGACCUCCUCUGCGCCGUGACAAGCCGGUUCGAAUAUCUCUCCCAGAUCAUCCGCCGCGGUACAUCUUCCCUGCUGUUGACAGGUCUUUUAUCUUCAUCCCACGGGCAAUGCGACCAAAUCAACAAGGAUUUGGCCGUGGCAGGGGCAAAUCAGGACUCGGCUCCAUUGGCCCAUACUCAAGGCGUACGAGCGUGUGGGGUGGUAGUAUGUACGGCAGUGCCUAUAGCCCAAGUGUUGCCAUGAGUCGCAGAUCGUCACUUGCUCGGGAGGUCAACAGAGAAGGCAUCGUCUCCCCAGCCGGGUCAGCGAUGUCCCGACCACAGAUGCCAAUGGAUGCGUCGAGACCGAUCGUGAAACUGCCGCCAACAAGUCAAACUACACAAACACAGCCCCAGGCUCCAGCGGCCGAGCAACAGAACGGUCAACCACCGGCACCCGCAUCGAUUGAUGACCUGCCACGACCACAGACGUACCCGCUUCCUCAGAAGCCAACAUUCCGGGAAAACCGGCCGAACGCCAUCCCCAUGCAUCAACCUCGGCCUCAGAAAACUGUUUCUGUUGCUGAUAUCGAAUCACCCGCCACACUGUCAUUCAACCCACCUCAACAGCAUCAACAACCAUUUCACCAGCAAGUUCCUAUUCAGGUCAAUGGUAACGGCUACCCACAUGAUUCUAUGUUACAUUCUCGCAAUGCCUCUUAUCCCAGCCAGGCCUCGACUGGUACUCCCUUAUCACAGAUACCGGAACGUGCCAUCCAUGCCCAGCCAUUCCAGCCCAACCCGUAUCAGCAACAACCUCAAACCUACUAUCCUCAGCCUUACCAGGUUAUGCAGCCUGCACAGGGUUACUAUUACCCGCAGCAAGGCUUCAAUCCAUCAAUGGGGCCAUCUGCGGGUGCAGCUCCCUUCGCUCCUUCGCAACAACAACAACAACCACAGCCGCAGCCACAGCCGCCACCUUCAUUCAACCAACCUGGCCAGCAGUCAGAUGCCUCACAACCGGGUACGCAGAAUCUGGUAGCUCAAGAAGUGAAUGGCAUGGUCUACUACUAUGACGCGGCUCAGAUCCCGGCGGUUGCAACUUUCCCGGCUUACCCAGCGCCUCAGCCGUAUCCCAUGCAGCCGGUUGGUGGAGUAGUAGGGAUGGGAGGAAUGAUGACCCCUAGUCCGGAUGGCUUCUACUAUCCCCAACCUGCUCAAGGCGUCGUCUACUAUCCGCAGUAGCGUGAUCUCUUUGGCGGAGGAAAUUUUGUUAUAGUCCCUUUAAUGCUUUCAGCGAUCUCAUUCUGCCACGGGUUUCAUUGUGCGUUUUGGAAGCGUUGCUACCCUUUUGCCCUAUUGCAACUUAUCUGCAAAAAAAAAAGAUGUCUGUGUUGGUCGACGCCUACUAAAGAAGCUGUCGGCAAUCUCCCGAUUUCCCGUCGCCCUGUGGGGGGAUAUGAUUUGGGUGGCGGGCUCUGCAGCUACCUCCUUUUCAGCUGCUUGUGCCUUGUAUCUUCCCCGUGAUGUUCUGUCUUCGUUGUCGUGCGUGAGAGAAGAUUUCUCUGGUCGAGACAGAGCCGCUGACUGUAGCCUUGGUCCCGGACGAGUAGAGUAGGAGGAGUAGUUAGGUAAAUGAGAAGAUUCAGUGGAUGAAUGAUUGAUUGACUGAUUGACUGAUUGAUUG